AUGCAAAUCAGUGACAAGCUUCUGCUUAUUAUAACAGCCGCAUUCACGGCAAUAUCAGCCUUCUUUUGUCUGAUUGGAUUAGCCACACCACGAUGGACACAACUCACCGGACUAUUUUGUUCAGGUUGUGGGUCAGGAGCAUCAUCAGCUGCUGGUUUAUCAAUUGUUGCUCUACUUCUACUCGUGGCUGCAGUCGUUAUUCUUCUUCUCAAUGCUGUUGGAAUGUUUCCUAAAUCCAUUCGACUAUUGGCUGUGGCUGUUCUUUUUGUCGCGGGCAUCUUUACAUUAUCUGCAUUAGCAGCUUUCUUUCAUCCAGGCACUGGUUAUUCGUACAGACUCAUGGUUUUUGCACAUGUUCUUUGCUAUAUUGCAACAAUUUUAGCUUCGUUCUGGAUGGGCACUUCAUACACAGCAAAUAUCAAUCAAACAAUUUAA
Molecule: messenger RNA, 435 nt
Organism: Adineta ricciae
Lineage: Eukaryota; Metazoa; Rotifera; Eurotatoria; Adinetida; Adinetidae
Source: the annotation of a GenBank genome assembly